AUGGGCAAGUACACAGUGCGCGUGGCCACGGGGAGCUCGCUCCUGGCGGGCUCUGGCAACUGCGUGCAGGUGUGGCUGGUGGGCGAGCACGGAGAGGCGGACCUCGGAAAGCUGCCGCCGCAGCUGCCCGGCAGGGCUGGAUCUCUGUUUGAAGCUGAUUUCUCCCUGCUGGAUGGAAUUAAGCCAAAUGUCAUCGCCUUUAAGCAGCAGUAUGUGGCAGCCCCUUUGGUCAUGCUGAAGCUACAGCCAGAUGGAAGACUUUUACCCAUGGCCAUUCAGCUCCAGCCACCUCAACAGGGACAACCUCCACCUCUGCUCUUCCUGCCUUCAGAUCCCCCCAUGGCCUGGCUGCUGGCCAAGAUAUGGGUCCGUAGCUCUGAUUUCCAGCUGCACCAGCUACAGUCACAUCUGCUAAGGGGACAUCUGGUGGCUGAGACCAUUUCUGUGGCCACAAUGAGGAGCUUGCCGAGCCUUCAUCCUAUCUACAAGCUCCUGAUCCCCCACUUUCGCUAUACCAUGGAUAUCAACACCUUGGCCCGGAAUAACCUCGUCUCUGAAUAUGGAAUUUUUGAUCUGGUGGUGAGUACAGGCAGUGGUGGCCACGUGGACAUUCUCCAGAGAGCCACAACUUGUUUGACAUAUCGUUCCUUCUGUCCUCCUGAUGAUCUGGCUGACCGUGAGCUCCUAGGUGUGGAAUCUUCUCUCUAUGGCCAAGAUGCCCUCAGGCUCUGGGAAAUCAUCAAACGGUAUGUGAACAGGAUGGUUGGGCUUUUCUACAAGAGUGAUGAAGCUGUGAAGCAGGACCCAGAGCUGCAGGCAUGGUGUAGAGAAGUCACUGAGGUUGGACUGCAGGGGGCCCAGGACCGAGGGUUCCCCCUCUGCUUAGAGUCCCGGGAUCAGCUCUGUCAUUUUGUUACCAUGUGCAUCUUCACGUGUACUGGUCAGCAUUCUUCUGCCCACCUGGGCCAGAUGCUCAGAGGCAACACAGUCCCUGUUCCCACGGACUCCCGCCUGACCCCCGAUGAUGACUGGCUACAUCAGGCUCGGGAACCCCCUCAGUGUGCUUCAUUAUCAAAAAACGGGGGUGACGACUGCCUUCCCUGUUUUGAAGUUUGA
This is a messenger RNA of Octodon degus (degu), 1116 nucleotides long. RefSeq names its product arachidonate 12-lipoxygenase, epidermal-type-like. The transcript is spliced from 8 exons. Gene Ontology annotation, cellular component: cytosol; plasma membrane. The record is from RefSeq and is a predicted model, not a curated record. Gene Ontology annotation, biological process: linoleic acid metabolic process; lipid oxidation. Bases 1 to 1116 code for a protein of 371 amino acids. Gene Ontology annotation, molecular function: metal ion binding; arachidonate 12(S)-lipoxygenase activity; protein binding. Lineage: Eukaryota; Metazoa; Chordata; Mammalia; Rodentia; Octodontidae.